UCGCAGUCAAAAGAAAUUUGUCACACCCUUCGGUUCUUUUAUACAAAACUUCCUUACGUUUCAUCUCAAAACAACACUAUGUUUAUUUCGAGUCCUUGGACAUUUUGGAAAAUAUGGAUAUUGAUGGCUUGCAUGUUUCAAAUAAGUCUUCAAAUUCCGAUGAUGUCACGGGAGACAAAUAUUUGUGUGGAACGUCAACAGGCAGGUUUAAUAUGUGAGACGUGUGAAUUAUUGGCGACUUGUGUCAAAAUGUCUCAUGGCUAUCUAACUGUUCCUGUUGAGACUUGUGACACCGACAAGGGAUUCUAUUGCAAUGUGAAUCUUGGAGCUUGUUCAAAUGUGACAGGCCCGUGUCAUCCAUUUGGAUAUGAGGGAAAUUUUGUGUGCACCUCACAAGGAGUAUUUCCUGAUCCUUAUGAUUGUCAAAAAUACCAUAUGUGCUAUGUUGCUGGAACGACUUUGGUUUCAGCCAAUAUCGAAUGUGGCGGCGACAAAGCUUUUAAUGUCGAAACGGGAGAGUGUAGUUUAUCGAUUACGGACAGUGUUUGUGAUGUAAUGCAAUACGAAUGUCCUCGAGUAGGCUUCUCAGCUGCUUGGCCUAAUAACAAAAAUCUGUUCUAUAUCUGCAAAGCUACGACAAAUGAUGAAACUCGAGUUCUAUAUCCGACACUUUAUCGCUGUGGUGCUAAUGAAAUGUUUGAUGGUCUUGACUGUGUGUCAGAUGAUGGCAGUUAUCCCGUUACAGUAGUUAAACCAACCAAAACUCCAUCAACUGGUUCUGUGACAAGCCAGCCUUCCCGUCCAGACUCAUCAGAGUGUACUAGUGCAGGACUUCAAGUUGAUCCGGCAGAUUGCCGAUCAUAUUAUUAUUGUUCCGGAAUACGAGGCACCAAAAAGCAUACAACUUGUCCGAAAGGAACUUAUUUUAAUGCCGGAUUAGCAUCGUGUACAAUUGGAAGUUGCUAAAAAUUAUGGUUUUGAAAUUAAAUAUUUCAACUAAACGUGUACAUUCAAUAAAAGUUUAUGAAAAAUA
Eupeodes corollae is the source of this 1033-nucleotide messenger RNA. RefSeq lists its product as uncharacterized. Bases 79 to 966 code for a protein of 295 amino acids. The transcript has 2 exons. Gene Ontology annotation, molecular function: chitin binding. The record is from RefSeq and is a predicted model, not a curated record. Gene Ontology annotation, cellular component: extracellular region. NCBI's taxonomy places the organism in Eukaryota, Metazoa, Arthropoda, Insecta, Diptera, Syrphidae.